UGUAGUGGCUGAAGGAAAGAGGAAGCCACGUUGACACAGAGCGUGGUACUUCAGUCGUCAAGCUGACUGUCUGUGGCCUCGGGACGUAACGGUCACCGCUUCAUCUUAGAGACUAAACUAACACCAGAGGAGAGGGCCAGUUAAGUCACAUUAUCAGACAGAAUGAGUGUCGGAUUUAUUGGAGCAGGCCAGUUGGCUCAUGCGCUGGUGAAAGGCUUUACAGCUGCAGGUGUGAUUGCUGCACACAGGAUUACAGCCAGCUCCCCAGACACAGACCUGCCGACUGUGUCAGGACUGAGGAAAAUGGGGGUGAACCUGACAACAAGCAACAAAGAGACCGUAAAUAAGAGCGAUGUGCUCUUCCUGGCCGUAAAACCCCACAUCAUCCCCUUCGUUCUGGAUGAGAUUGGGCCAGACAUCGAGGACCGCCAUCUCAUAGUGUCGUGUGCUGCAGGUGUGACCAUCAGCUCCAUUGAAAAGAAAUUACUACAUCACCGUGAAGCCCCUAAAGUCAUGAGAUGUAUGACAAAUACUCCUGUAGUGGUGAAGGAGGGAGCAACGGUGUACGCCACUGGGACACAUGCAGAGGUGGAAGAUGGCAAGUUACUGGAGCAGCUGAUGGCCAGUGUAGGAUAUUGCACUGAGGUGGAGGAGGACCUCAUUGAUGCCGUCACUGGGCUGAGUGGAAGUGGACCAGCCUAUGCGUUCACUGCAGUGGAUGCUCUUGCAGAUGGAGGAGUGAAAAUGGGUCUGCCCAGGAGACUGGCUGUCAGACUAGGAGCUCAGGCUCUGUUGGGAGCAGCUAAGAUGUUGCUGGAGUCGGAGCAGCACCCGGGCCAGCUGAAGGACCAUGUCUGCUCACCAGGGGGCGCCACCAUUCAUGCCCUGCAUGUCAUGGAGAGUGGUGGCUUCCGCAGCCUCCUGAUCAACGCAGUAGAGGCUUCUUGCAUCAGGACACGGGAACUGCAGUACCUGGCAGACCAGGAGCGCAUUUCUCCAGCAGCCAUCAAGAAAACCACACUGGACCAGGUUCUCCAGCAACCUGGAGUGACAGUCAGCGGAGAGACGAAUGGAAACAGUAGAUCGGGGAUCAGCCUGUUCAACAAUCGUGGUCCAGGGGUUAAGAAGAAAAACUGAGUUGACAGAUGAGCAGACACACAAACAUGUUACAGAUUCAAAUGUACACAUGUGAAAAUACACACGCUUUAUACCGUUCAGCCAUAAUAUCUGGAAAAAACAGGACUCAGGACUGAUCUCAUGUCAUUUUCAAAUUACUUUGCCAAAUAAUUUAUUCGUUCUCAAAUAACAAUGAGGACCUGAUGGUGUCACCUCCAGGUUACACACAUGCACAGGUGUAUUCUGGGUGCAUCGAUCACCGUUAUAGCCUUAUGGUGGAAUGCACAAUUGCUUUCUACAAGUACACAAAGCCAGAUACACAGUGACAAGCAAAAGUGCGUUGACAAAAUGUUAUCUGUCUGUUUGAGCUCUAGACUGUCUAGAGCUGUUACUUUAAUGACCCAGUGCGCCAUCAUGGGAUCCUGGUGAACACUAGGCAGCAGAUGGCUGCUGGGAACCAUCAAGCUGUUAAUGUAUGUCUUUAAGAGUUUUUUUUUUUCCUUCUAAACAACGUUAGUCAACGUUUACCCUUCUUUAGCCAACGGUAUUAUGCUGUUAACGACUAAAUAUGAAUAUAGCCAAUUUUUAAUAUCUUGAUUCUUAGUUUUUCUUAUAGUCAUAUAUGAACUCUACAAACAUUAUGGAUUAAAAAUACCUCCCUGUAUACAAUAUUUCGGGUUUAGCACAUUAAGAGCAAUGUGCCUUAAACCCAUAACUUGUUUUCUCACACAUAAAAGUCAUUCCAAGCUGUUGACAGUUUUCUUCAGAUCGCUCUCUCUCUGCACAUUUUGUUUCACACCACAAAGGCACUUUUUGUUUUUGUUUUCUUUUGUAAGGAAAUAUGAUGUCAUUAGUAGGGGUGUCACGAUCUCGAUUGCAAAUCUAAUAUCGACCGAAAUGACAACACAAUCUUGACCUUUCAAGGCAAAGGUGGAAUCAAGGAUUUAACGUCCUGCAGGUGUGCUGGGGGGGUGUUGUGGUUGUAGCCAUUGUUGCACGACUGCACGUCACCUCCUCCCACUAACCUGAAGCUGCUGCCAACUAAUAGUAACCAGGGAAACUGCUGAUUGACACACUGACCAAACACGGUGUUCAAGCUAUGUUAUGCACGUGUAGCAUACUCCAGGAUAUCUCAGCAGGAGUCAUAAGGACGUAGAUGUAACUGUGGGAAUGACUAAAUUCAGGUAACUAAAAAAAUGACAGACCCUUUUGUGCUAAAAGAGAGGGGGGAAAAAAGGUUGAGAAAUCAAUUCCAAUCUAGGAUUUGGAGAAUCGUGACACCCCUAGUCAUUACCUCAAAGUGCUGUAAGAAAGCUUCAAUCAUUUAAACUGCUCGCUGAACAAUACUUAAUCAUGGUAAGCGAAGCAUAACAUCUGCCACCAAUCCGUCCAAACUGUUUGUUUUUGUUUGGUUUAUAUUCUGUAUAGUUUUAUCCCCGCAUUGUAAUAGAUGUUAUCUAUGCUAAUGUUGAGCAUAUUGACCACUGAACUGGUAUACCAGUCAAAAAGACAAUAUUAAAGAAGCUGAAUCAAAA
Solea senegalensis (Senegalese sole) is the source of this 2651-nucleotide messenger RNA. It is a transcript of the gene pycr1b, whose product is annotated as pyrroline-5-carboxylate reductase 1b. Gene Ontology annotation, biological process: L-proline biosynthetic process. The coding region runs from base 163 to 1137 and encodes 324 amino acids. Lineage: Eukaryota; Metazoa; Chordata; Actinopteri; Pleuronectiformes; Soleidae. The record is from RefSeq and is a predicted model, not a curated record. Gene Ontology annotation, molecular function: pyrroline-5-carboxylate reductase activity. The transcript has 9 exons.